AUGCCGCAAAGGCUCCACCAGCCCGCAGGAAACAAACGCGCUCUGCUGGGCCCCGCCGGCCAGCACACGCCAGAAACGCAGAAAAAACGCGGCAACACCUCGGGCACCCUUCACCGCGCGCCACCAGCCGCAUCAACCCGCGGCCUCGCGCAUGCGCAUGCGCAUGCGCCGGGCCGGCCGGUGGCUGAGGUCUCCCCCGAGCGCGCCAGGCCGGAGCGCGGCCGCCGGAAGUCGCGCAGGAAGCGCCCCACGAAGGGCUCCCACGGAGGUCGUGACCCGGAAGUGGUCGCUCGCUCGGCCUCAGGGGGCCGGCCAGGCGAGGCGAAGCGAGGCGAGGCGCGGCCGGCCGGGCGCCAUGGCCGGGGGCGGCGGCCCCGCAGAGCGGGCCAGGGCGGGGCCCGCAGUGCAGGUUCCAACCUGAAGGAGUGGCUGAGAGAGCAGUUCUGUGACCAGCCACUGGAGCACUGUGAAGAUACACGGCUCCAUGAUGCAGCCCACGAAGGGAAUGUGCAGGCCCUGAGCAGCCUGCUGCAGGAUGAGCACUACCGGAGCCGAAUCAACGAGAAGUCCAUGUGGCAAGGUGGCUGGCUCCCCUGCACGCCCCUGCGCAUCGCCGCCACUGCAGGCCAUGGCAGCUGUGUGGACCUCCUGAUCCGGAAGGGGGCCGAGGUGGACCUGGUGGACGUGAAGGGCCAGACAGCGCUGUACAUGGCUGUGGUGAACGGGCACCUGGAGAGCACACGGCUCCUGCUGGAGGCCGGUGCUGACCCCAAUGGCAGCCGGCACCACUGCAGCACACCUGUGCACCACACUGUGCGGGUAGGCAGGGCUGACCUUCUGCAGGAGCUGCUCAGGUUUGGGGCUGACGUGGAUGUCAACCACCACCUGUCCUCCGACCUCCAGCCCUCUUUGUCCCGGCGCCUCACCUCUCUGGUGGUCUGCCCCCUGUACAUCAGCGCAGCCUACCACAACCUGCAGUGCUUCAAGUUGCUCCUCCAGGCUGGGGCAAACCCUGACUUCAACUGCAGUGGGCCUUUGAACACACAGAGCUUCCCCCGGAACACCCCAGGCUGUGUCAUGGAAGCUGUUCUGCAGCAUGGCUGCUCAGCUGCCUUCGUCCGCCUGCUCGUGGACUUCGGUGCCAACCUCAGCCUGGUCAAGUUGGACACUCUGGACCCUGAAUUGAGGGGCAGAAAGAAGGUGGACCCCGAGGCCCUGCAGGUCUUUAAGAAGGCAAGAAGUAUCCCCCGAAGCUUGCUGAACCUGAGCCGCAUGGCUGUGAGAAGAGCCCUGGGCAAGACCCGCCUCCACCUCAUUCCAGCACUGCCACUGCCUGUCCCCCUGAAGAAGUUCCUGCUCCAUGAGUAGUCCUGGCCUGGCAGGGGCAUCUGCAGAGAGUCACUCUAUGAGUAGAAUGAGUAGAGGGAUGAAUGCCUGGGGAGGGUGAUCUACUGUGGAGCAUAGAGCAUGUUGUAGCAAGUGAUUUCUUCUCUCCCUGGGGCCCAGCUGAGCUCCUUUGUUCUUCUAGAUUGUGACUUCUUCCCCAGGAGGGGAGGGAGGUGUCUCAUGUCUUCCUCCCCAUGUGUGUACAACUUGGCAAAUGGGCAUCUUUGUCUUUGCUCACAGGGGAUCCUAACACUUUGCAAAACUGUAAAAUCUGACUUCUUU
Molecule: messenger RNA, 1668 nt
Organism: Suncus etruscus (white-toothed pygmy shrew)
Lineage: Eukaryota; Metazoa; Chordata; Mammalia; Eulipotyphla; Soricidae
Gene: ASB1
Product: ankyrin repeat and SOCS box containing 1
Exons: 6
Coding region: 1-1368 (455 amino acids)
Biological process (GO): protein ubiquitination; intracellular signal transduction
Cellular component (GO): ubiquitin ligase complex
Molecular function (GO): protein binding
Source: RefSeq, a predicted model, not a curated record